Messenger RNA from Zasmidium cellare ATCC 36951, 3132 nucleotides. RefSeq lists its product as uncharacterized. NCBI's taxonomy places the organism in Eukaryota, Fungi, Ascomycota, Dothideomycetes, Mycosphaerellales, Mycosphaerellaceae. Bases 1 to 3132 code for a protein of 1043 amino acids. The record is from RefSeq and is a predicted model, not a curated record. The transcript is spliced from 3 exons.
AUGGGCUCACAACACAAUGCUAUUGUUGAUAGUCUAUUGUGGAAAAGUGUUCGUGAGCGAUCGUUGCCUCAAAUACUGCGAUCCCUCACUCUCUGCGACACUCACAGCAAGCUUUCCUCUCUUUUCGCUUCCGCCACGAACAUCGCUGCGACUUCACAUCUACCACUUGACAGACUACACUGCCUUCUCAAAACCCCAACUACUUACAACUCUUCCAACACAAACACCAACAGCAGAGUCGCUGGCGACACUGUAGAGAUGACCAUUCCAAACAAGCAAAACCAGUCCGCGAUCCAAGCCAACAUGGGCCGUAUCAACACUCAUUCCGCCCCGGCCAGCAAGAAGCGCAAGUGCUCUGAUGGUCGUGACGCGUCUGAGCAAGCAGAGCAGGGUGAUAUCAGAGUCGCGAAGCACGCUCGGAGGGACUCACAUCAAGAAACCAAUGACAAAGACAAGCAGACUCGCACUACACCAAACGCACCUUCUCCAAAAGGCACCAUGAUCGACCUCACGGGAGACGAGCCAAGCCCAAAGACGAAGCAGCGCAAGCUGGGUGCGCCAUUCGAGAAGUGGCCUGUCGAGUUGAGGUGGUACGAGGAAGACUACACCUUGAAGACAGAUGCUGCAAAAGCCGCCAUCUCCCAAGAUAAGAAGUCUCUCAAGUUCUGGCAGGAAGGAGAAGAGCCCUACUUCACCAUCCAAACCGCAUCGAUCAAGAACUUGGAGGAAGCGAGACAUGAGAAUGAGCUGGUCCUGACCCGCGCCGGAGAGAAGACCUUUACCAUCGUCUUCACCAUCGACCGAGAUUUGCCAUUCUUGCGUACCCACGGCAAGUUCUUCAACGUACUCUCAUCACUUGGAAACGACGGCAAAGGCACAGACCGCCUGCAGAAGGAUCGCGCAGAUGCAGCGGCUCGGUCGACCGCCAACACCAACUCUCACGAUGUGGCCUUCGUGCGCCAAGAGUGGAAGACCUUCGGCGACAACGACUGGAAGAACAUCACGAGAAACGACCUCAGAAAGUUCUGUCGCUGGGCCGACAAGACUUACCCAGGUCAGCCAUUCCGAGGGAUCUCCAACAUCAAGAAGCCAGACCUUCAGAGCCGGAUCAUCGACUGGCUCACCGCGAAUCCGAACGAGGGCGUUGGUGCGAAUGCUGGUGUACAAAACGUGCAGCCAAAGUGGCCAGCCUACGACGAGAACAAUAACUUGCUGGGCUACUACAUUACGCGCGACGAGGCCGCGGCUGCUGCACAGCAGGCCGUCUUCGAGUCUGCUGCUGCUCGCGAGGCUCAACGCAUACACAGAUCGACACCAGCAGUAUACGACAUCGAGCGCAUCUCACCGAACCAACACCCACAUCCAUAUUCACCCACCUUCAAAACAACAUCGAGGCCGAGCGCAAACAUGGCCGACUACAAGUCCAUGAAGACCGGCGCUUUGAGCAUCAUUCACGAUGCAAAGACAUACAACGACAAGGUCGACAUCAACACCCUCAUGCUUCAACUCGAGCUGGAUGCCACCCACAACCUAAGCGCUACCGUCUCCUUUUACUUCAAGAAAGCAAGCAACACCGAAGGCUCCAAGAAGCGCAAUCGCCAGGUCAUGGCAGCCCUCGAGCAACAACAGCCAGGUGACAUCCUGCACAAGGGACUGGUCGCUGAGACGCUCGUUCCAUUCGUGCACAUCGGCAAAGCAUCCCAUCGGCAAGCGACUGAGCAAAGUGAGCCAUGCACAGCCCGCGCCUAUGGUAUCGUCGCCCACUGCGUUUUGAAGUCCAUCAAGUAUCUACCCAACGCCAAAGCCAGUGGCAUCUACACCCCAACCGGCAAGAUUGCAAUCAAGCUCGAGAACUUCGAACUCCCCAACGAGGGCUGGAGUCCCUCAUGGGACGGAAGCGGCAAAAUGGUUCCCUGCAUGUUCGGCAUCCGAGUCCUGGAAAAGAUCCAAAUGAUGGAGCCUGCCGUCAUGGCCCCUCUCGACGAAGAAGAUCAAGAAGACUUCGAGUCCGGACUGGAAGACGAGAUGGUCGAUGAGGAGAUCCGUGAGUACGUUGCCGCCAAGGAGACAGCUGCAGCAGAGAAGGCCGCCGCCCUACAGCAAGAGAGAGACGCAGUUCUCGGCCAGAUCCGCAAGGCAAAGAAUGAACUCAAGGCUCUCGAUACCAAGCAGGCGGCUAUGAAGAAGGAGAGACAUGAGAUGGCCGACUUUGAUAGCGAGGGUUUCGCACAUCACCGAUCUCCCGCGCGCGACCAGGAACUCAAGGUCAACAUUGAGCAAAUUGGCAAACAGAAGAGCACCACCGAAGACACACUCCGCAAGGCAACGCAUCAGCUCAACGUAAUGAGCAAGCGCACGGAGGGAGCUUUGCUCGCCGCCGACGAGCCUGCCGUGGUCACUGAGCCUGAAGUUGAACCUCCAUCAGAAGAGGAGGCGGUUCAAGCCGCAGCGCCUCAAGUAGAGCCAGCUCAAGAGGAGGAAGGCCAAGCCGCAGCGCCUCAAGCAGAGAAAGCUCUGGAGGAGGAAGCAGCACCUCAAGCAGGUGAAGCUGAAGAGAAGGGAGUUCAGGCCACAUCGCCUCAAGUUGAACAGGCCCAGGAGCCAGCAGCACCGCCAUCUCCACCUCCAGUUGCUGGCAAGAAGCGCUCCCGUGAGGAUACCGGCAAGCCAGAUUGCGAUGAGCGGUCCAAGAAGAGCAACCCCAAUCUGAUGCCACCACCCUCGCAUAUCACUGGCGUGAAGCGCUCGAGAGAGGACGAUGGCCCGCAAGAGGUGGUAACUAAAAAGGCUCGAACCGCUUCGCCAGCCCAGGAGAAGGACAUUAUCGCAGAGAGCAUCUCUCCAUUGACCGGUCAGCCCUCCAACUCUGACAUCGCUGCUGUGGCCUCGGUCGAGAAGCAGAAGGCCGAGAAGUCGGAAGCAUCCAGCAAGCAGAAGCCUCUCUCAAAGGGCAAAGGCAAGGCGGAUCUCGUGCGGGUAGUAAACGAUGCCAUCAAGUCGCGGCAUAAGAAGCAGGUUGUCGCGAGCCAGAUUGCACGGAGACAGGAGGCGGCGAAUGUCGCGCAGCGGGCGGGCAUUGCGGCUAUGAAGUCGGCGUAUGUUCCGGGGAGUGGUGGGCGGAAGAUGUCUUGA